AAACCAUCUAUACAAUUGAUGCAAUUCACCACCACCAGUACCCGUCUUUCUUUUCUUCCCCCAAACAGAGAAUCACACAAACUCCCUCUCUCUCACAUACACCCCGCACUCAGCACACUUGUGACUUGUAUAUAUAUACGCUACACAUUUCUAGUUAAUAUCGUCAACGCCGAUCCCCAAAUCAUCACACCACCAAAAAAAAAAAAAUGCUUCCUUACACCUCCAUCCAUGACGCCGAAACAUCACUAAACAGAUCACUAACAACAUUAGAAACAUAUUGGUUUAAUUACACAUCCACUAAAUCCGAUUAUUUUCUCUACUGUCACAACAUUUUAUUCUUGUUUCUUGUUUUCACUCUUGUCCCUCUUUUUUAUAUCUUCACAGAACUUUUUUUCUCUAAAUAUAUCAUUGCCUAUAAAAUCCAACCUAAAGUCAAAUUCUCGUUUGUCGAUAAUUUCAAUUGUUAUGUCGAUGUUAUGCGCAUGUUUGUUUUAGUUGUUGGCCCUCUUCAGCUUGUUUCCUAUCCUUCUGUUAAAAUGAUUGGCAUUCGAACAAGCUUACCAUUGCCAUCACUAAUGGAGGUUGCUUCUCAAUUGUUCAUUUACUUUAUAGUUGAGGAUUUCACAAAUUAUUGGAUCCAUAGAUUUUUGCAUGGAAAAUGGGGGUAUGAAAAAAUUCAUAAGGUUCAUCAUGAAUAUACAGCACCUAUAGGAUAUGCAGCACCAUAUGCACACUGGGCCGAGGUUUUGAUUCUUGGGAUUCCAUCUUUUCUUGGGCCCGCCAUGGUUCCGGGUCAUAUGAUUACAUUCUGGCUUUGGAUUGCUUUGAGGCAGAUUGAGGCCAUUGAGACUCACAGUGGGUAUGAUUUCCCAUGGACAUUCACAAAAUUCAUCCCUUUCUAUGGCGGAGCUGAUUACCAUGAUUAUCACCAUUACGUUGGAGGACAAAGCCAAAGCAACUUUGCAUCUGUCUUUACUUACUGUGACUUCAUAUACGGAACAGACAAGGGCUAUCGUUACCAGAAGAAAGUACUGCGACAGUUAAGAGAGGGCUUGAAAAGUGAUGGAAAAGAAAAUGAUGGAUUGCAUGCUUCUACACAAGAUAUUAAAUUGGAGUAGCCGUGGUAAUACCGAUAUGCUUCUCACCUGUUUAAGGUUAAGUUGUUUAUUCAGAUCAAUUUAGGUAUUUUGUGUCUAGGUUUCUAAGCUCGUCUUUGUGCUAAUUUACAAAGGCUCUUAUUGAUAGCUUUAAAAUUGUUUGUCCAUUUUGGUCAGUUCAAGUCGUUUUCUUUCUUAUUUAAGCUUUUGUACCAUACAAUGUUCAUAUAAUACAGUCAUACUUUUUCUUGAUUUAA
Messenger RNA from Erigeron canadensis, 1354 nucleotides. Its product is annotated as methylsterol monooxygenase 1-1-like. The transcript is spliced from 5 exons. NCBI's taxonomy places the organism in Eukaryota, Viridiplantae, Streptophyta, Magnoliopsida, Asterales, Asteraceae. Gene Ontology annotation, molecular function: iron ion binding; C-4 methylsterol oxidase activity. Gene Ontology annotation, biological process: sterol biosynthetic process. The coding region runs from base 207 to 1118 and encodes 303 amino acids. The record is from RefSeq and is a predicted model, not a curated record.